UGUAGGUUCCCAGUUGGCAGAGCCAGGUGAGCAAUGAUGCCCCAGCUGCUCCUGCUGCUGCUCUUGCUGUUGGCCCCACAAGGUGGGCAUGGCUGCCACGGGCCAGAACUGGACCGGGAACUUGUCCUGGCCAAGGUGAGGACCCUGUUUCUGGAUGCCUUGGGUCCUCCAGCAGUGCCUGGGGAAGGUGGGAGCCCGGGGGUCAGGCGGCUGCCUCGAAGACAUGCCCGGAGGGCCUUCAUGCACAGGGCCUCUGAGCCCCAGGAGGAGGAGGAAGAUGAUGAUAUCUCCCAGGCCAUCCUUUUCCCAGCCACAGGUGCCAGCUGUGAAGACGAGCCAGCUGCUGGAGGGCUAACGGAGGGCACUGAGGACGGUCUCUUCACUUACGUCUUCCGGCCAUCUCAACACACUCGCAGCCGCCAGGUGACUUCUGCCCAGCUGUGGAUCCACACAGGGCUAGACAGGAAGGUCCUGGUGGCCUCCAAUAGCUCAGGGUUCCCACUAGGCCUGCUGGUGCUAUCAUCUGAUGGGCCUAUGUCUGUGCCCAUGUCUUUGGGCCAAGCGCCUCCUCAUUGGGUUGUGCUGCACUUGGCCACCUCUGCCCUCAAUCUGCUCACUCACCCAGUCCUGGUGCUACUGCUACGUUGUCCUCUCUGCACCUGCUCAGCCCGGCCUGAGACCACACCCUUCCUGGUGGCCCACACUCGGGCAAGACCAGCCAGCGGAGGGGAUAGAGCCCGGCGCUCAGCUCCCUCCAUGCCCUGGCCUUGGUCUCCUGCUGCUCUGCACCUGCUGCAGAAGCCUCCGGAGGAACCCAGCUUGCAUAACCACUGUCACAGAGCCUCAAUCAACAUCUCCUUCCAGGAGCUGGGCUGGGACCAAUGGAUCGUGCACCCUCCCAAUUUCAUCUUCCACUACUGCCACGGUGGCUGUUGGUUUCCCACUCCACGAGACCUGCCCCAUUCAGGCCCUGGGGGUCCCUCAACCCCAGUUCAGCACUAUUCUUUUGUACCAGGGGUCCAGCCCUGCUGUGCUGCCGUCCCUGCCACCAGGAGGCCCCUACACGUCCGCACUACCUCAGAUGGAGGGUAUUCUUUCAAGUAUGAGACAAUCUCCAAUCUUCUCACUCAACACUGUGCUUGUAUCUAA
This is a messenger RNA of Dipodomys ordii (Ord's kangaroo rat), 1149 nucleotides long. It is a transcript of the gene Inha, whose product is annotated as inhibin, alpha. The transcript has 2 exons. Gene Ontology annotation, biological process: SMAD protein signal transduction. The record is from RefSeq and is a predicted model, not a curated record. Lineage: Eukaryota; Metazoa; Chordata; Mammalia; Rodentia; Heteromyidae. Gene Ontology annotation, cellular component: extracellular region. Gene Ontology annotation, molecular function: cytokine activity; growth factor activity. Bases 34 to 1149 code for a protein of 371 amino acids.